AUGCCUGGAGAUGGAGAGGACACCUACGUGUGCACCCUUCCCGACUGGCUCCAAGAGAAGGCAGAAAAAGAGCUGAAGGAACGGAAGGAAACUCGAGCAGACGACAUCAAAGCCAUUCGACACUGGCUGGAGAAACAGCCUCAUCUUCAAAGCGUGCCUCGAGAUGAUCAGACGAUCCUCAUGUUCCUGCGGGGAUGCAAGUUCAGCUUGGAAAGGACUAAGGAAAAGCUGGACAUGUUUUUCUCCAUCAAAACUCUGCUGCCCGAAUUCUUCGAGAACGGGGACCCGAUGCAUCCGACGAACCUGACCAUUUUACGCCUUGGAGCGUGCCUUCCAGUAGAAGGCAAGUACGACGCUGAAGGAAGGAAAAUCAUAAUCAUGAGGCCGGCUGUUCACGAUCCUGACAAGAUCAAGCAGGAAAACAUAUUCCGUGUGAAUUGCUUCAUCAUGGAUAUCAUCCUGCACGAAUUCAAAUCUGACACUUCUCGACGAUUAUUCCAGGACGAGCAGACUCAAAUUUGCGGCUUCAUUGGGGUGAUAGACAUGGCCGGAAUGACGUGGGCACACGGCAUGGCAAUCAGCCCAACUCUGGCCAAAAAGGCCAUGACGGUCUGGCAGGACGGAUACCCGACAAGGCCGAAGGGGUUCAAUUACAUCCACACUCCUCCUUUUUUCGAGACUGUCUUCAACAUCGUCCGUGGUUUCAUGAAGGAGAAGAUGAAACAAAGGCUCAGCAUUCACGGGAGUAGAUUGGAAUCCUUGCACCAGAACGUUCCGCCAGAUCUUCUGCCCGAAGAGCUGGAUGGAACAUAUGGAAACUACAAAGACAUGGCUGAUUACUGGAUGAAGAAGGUCCUGAGCCAUCGUGAAGUGAUCAUGGAGAGGGCAAAGCAGAAGUCCAACGAGAAACUCCGUCCCGGGAAAGGCAAGAGCUUCGAGGAUGUCUUUGGCAUCGAGGGAUCGUUCAGGAAGCUCAACGGCGCCAGGAUGGAGAGGCAGCCGCCCUCCCCCCCUGGAGCCCCUGGGACAGAGCUUGGCGCCCCCUUGGAGGUAAUACUUUUCCCAUCUGAUAUCGCUCAGGUGGGGUUAGGUGUCCCCGCUUCGCUGCAAUGCCCCCUCUUUCAGCCAAAAUAUGCUACUUCUGCUGCUUCAGAUUCCUCCCAGCGUCAGCUGCAUAAGCACCAUGCAGAAUUUGCGGCUCUUCUCUAUACUUACUCCACUGUGAGCUUUGUGUGCUGUACUACUCCUAGCAUGAGUUUUGACAAGGUUCAUGUCCGCCAUGCUUUGCUUCAUGAGUUUCGUUUGGACCACUCUCCCGCUGAAGCUCACCGGAAUAUAUGCAAAGCAGAAGGGCACGAGGUGAUGACUGAGCAGACGUGCUCGAACUGGUUCAAGCGUUUCAGGUCUGGGGACGUCAGUCUCGAAGAUAAGGAGAAGUCAGGAAGACCAACUGAGGUGGAUUUGGACCAGCUACGCAGCCUGAUAGAGGAUGACCCAAGUGUUUCCACCAGAUACUUGGCGAGGGUACUUGGUUGCUCUCAUAGCAGCAUCCACCGACAGCUCAUCUCUCUUGGGAAAGUUUGUAAGGCGGGAAGAUGGAUACCCCAUACUCUGACUGAUGAGAACCGGAAUGCGCGGGUGGGCGUGUGCAACUCUCUUCUCCUCCGUAGCCGCCGCGACGACUGGCUGGAUGACAUCAUUACGUCGGAUGAGAAGCACGAAUAUUCCAGCAUGCCGUCUGGUGAUGGAGAGGACACCUAUGUGUGCACGCUUCCUGACUGGCUCCAAGAGAAGGCAGAGAAAGAGCUGAAGGAACGGAAGGAAACCCGAGCAGACGACAUCAAAGCCAUUCGACACUGGCUGGAGAAACAGCCUCAUCUUCAAAGCGUGCCUCGAGAUGAUCAGACGAUCCUCAUGUUCCUGCGGGGAUGCAAGUUCAGCUUGGAAAGGACUAAGGAAAAGCUGGACAUGUUUUUCUCCAUCAAAGCUUUGUUGCCCGAAUUCUUCGAGAACGGGGACCCGAUGCACCCAACGAACCUAGCUAUUUUACGUCUCGGGACGUGCCUUCCGAUCGACAACAAGUACGACCCCGACGGAAGGAAAAUCAUGAUCAUAAGGACCGCUGCUCACGAUCCUGCCAAGACCAAACAGGAAGACAUCUUCCGUGUCAAUAAUUUUAUCGUGGAUAUCAUCCUGCACGAAGACGAGCAGACUCAAAUCUGCGGCUUCAUCGGGGUGAUGGACAUGGCCGGAACGACGUGGGCUCACGGCAUGGCGAUGACUCCAACUCUGAUCAAAAAGGCAAUGACAACCUGGCAGGAUGGAUACCCGACGAGACCAAAGGGAUUCAAUUACAUCCACACUCCUCCUUCUUUCGAGACCAUUUUCAGCAUCUUUCGUGGUUUCAUGAAGGAGAAGAUGAAACAAAGGCUCAGCAUUCACGGGAGUAGACUGGAAUCUUUGCACCAGAAUGUCCCCGCAGAUCUUCUACCCGAAGAGCUGGGUGGAACACAUGGAAACUACAAAGACAUGACGGAUUACUGGAUGAAGAAGGUCCUGAGCCAUCGUGAAGUGAUCAUGGAGAGAGCAAAGCAGAAGUCCAACGAGAAACUCCGUCCUGGGAAAAGCAAGAACUUCGAGGAUGUCUUUGGCAUCGAGGGAUCGUUCAGGAUGCUCAACGUGGAUUGAUAUGAAUAUAAUGGACUGCAUUUCCUAGCGGUCAGCAAGUACAAGACCAUUUUUGCCUAUCCCUUCUCAUUGGUGUUGUUACGCUCGAUAUUGGAAGCAAUGUCACAAUUGAAUAUGGAUAAAUAUGCACAGUUCCCCAUGAUUUUUUGUUGAUUGUUUUAAUGAAAUUAGUGUCCAUUAUACAUGGGAUUAAAAUAUCCAUUGAUUAGUG
This is a messenger RNA of Darwinula stevensoni, 2899 nucleotides long. The record is from the annotation of a GenBank genome assembly. NCBI's taxonomy places the organism in Eukaryota, Metazoa, Arthropoda, Ostracoda, Podocopida, Darwinulidae.